Messenger RNA from Staurois parvus, 563 nucleotides. The record is from the annotation of a GenBank genome assembly. NCBI's taxonomy places the organism in Eukaryota, Metazoa, Chordata, Amphibia, Anura, Ranidae.
CCUGCCAGUAUCCAAACCGGUCAGCCUGCCGUCUGAGAACCCGCCUUCCGUGGUUCAACCUGGUGCCUCGGCAACCGCAAUUCAGCCUGAUGUCUGUACCAGCCUGAUGUCUGUACCCAGCCUGAUGAACUGAUCCAGCCUGAUGAUCCAAUCAUGCCAGGUGACUCGGUGCCCGCUGUCGAGCCAGAUGACCUGAUGCCUGGUGACCCGAUGCCCGCUGUCGUACCUUAUGACCCAAUGCCAGCUGUCGAGCCAGAUGACCUGAUGCCUGGUGACCUUAUGCCCGCUGUCGAGCCAGACGAUCCAAUGCCUGAUGACCCGGUACCCGCAGUCGAGCCAGAUGAUCCAAUGCCUGAUGACCCGGUACCCGCUGUCAUGCCUGAUGACCCGAUGCCAGCUGUCGAGCCAGAUGACCUGAUGCCUGGUGACCCGAUGCCCGCUGUCGAGCUUGACGACCCGAUGCCCGCUGUUUUGCCAGAUGACUCUCUUGCCAGAUGACUCGGCGCCCGCUGUCUUGCCAGAUGACUCGAUGCCCGCUGUCUUGCCAGAUGAUUCGGCGCCCG